Messenger RNA from Lathyrus sativus (Indian pea), 768 nucleotides. Lineage: Eukaryota; Viridiplantae; Streptophyta; Magnoliopsida; Fabales; Fabaceae. The record is from the annotation of a GenBank genome assembly.
AUGGAGUUAGGGAUUGAUGAUUCUGUUAAUGACGAAACAUUAAGAGACUCAGCCAUGGUUGAAGUGGAUAGCUUACGUGAUGAAAACAGAGAAGAAGGAAGUUCUGCCGAGCCAGCUUACAAACAAGACCAAGAUGGUAACAUGACUCACGAUUUUUCCGGAGCGUUAAUAAUACCCUCAGAAGUUCUCCCAUUAUCGGUCGCGUCUGCUGACGAGCCCUAUGUGGGUCAGGAGUUUGAGUCGGAAGCAGCAGCACAUGCGUUUUAUAACGCAUACGCAGCUGAGGUUGGAUUCAUUAUACGCGUAAGCAAACUCUCGCGGUCAAGACGCGACGGAACUGCUAUUGGACGCGCUCUUGUCUGCAACAAAGAGGGUUACAGAAUGCCUGACAAGCGCGAAAAGAUCGUUAGGCAAAGGGCAGAGACAAGGGUUGGUUGCAGAGCAAUGAUUAUGGUGAGGAAAGUUGGUUCUGGUAAAUGGGUCGUUACGAAGUUUGUAAAGGAGCACACUCAUCCAUUGAAUCCCGGAAGUGGUAGAAGAGAUUGCAUGUUUGAACAAUAUCCGUCUCAGAACGAACAUGAUAAAAUCCGCGAACUAUCUCAACAAUUGGCACUCGAGAAAAAGCGAUCGGUGACUUAUAAAAGACAACUUGAAGUGAUAUUUGAUUAUAUCGAGGAGCACAAUGUGAGCCUUUCAAAGAAAAUACAGCACAUUGUAGACAGUGUGAAGCAGAUGGAACCUAAAGAAGAAGAACACAAUCAUUCAUAG